This is a messenger RNA of Mycotypha africana, 2101 nucleotides long. Its product is annotated as pyruvate kinase. Gene Ontology annotation, cellular component: cytoplasm. The coding region runs from base 113 to 1651 and encodes 512 amino acids. NCBI's taxonomy places the organism in Eukaryota, Fungi, Mucoromycota, Mucoromycetes, Mucorales, Mycotyphaceae. The transcript is spliced from 2 exons. The record is from RefSeq and is a predicted model, not a curated record. Gene Ontology annotation, molecular function: pyruvate kinase activity; magnesium ion binding; potassium ion binding. Gene Ontology annotation, biological process: glycolytic process.
UUUUUUUGGAAAAAAAAAAAAAAAAUCACAGCGUGAUAGCUUAUUAAAAAAAAAGGCUUUUCAGCUUUUGUCUUUUCUUUUUCUUCUUUUCGUUAGUUUCAAUCAGACAAAAAUGUUCACCGAAAACAAGACUCAAUCUCCUGUUCAACUUCCUAUGCAAUGGAUUGCUGGUAUGAAUGUCGAUGUCGAGCCCAAGGCUGCUCGUAAGACCUCCAUCAUCUGUACCAUUGGUCCCAAGACCAACAGCGUCGAAAAGCUCACUCAAUUGAUUGAUGCCGGUAUGAACGUUGUCCGUAUGAACUUCUCUCACGGUUCUUACGAAUACCACAAGUCUGUCCUUGACAACGCCCGUGCUGCUGCUGCUGCUCGUCCCGACAGAGUUCUUGCUAUUGCUCUCGAUACCAAGGGUCCUGAGAUCCGUACUGGUAAGAUGAAGGAUGAUGUCGAAGUCCCCAUCAAGAAGGGUCACGUUUUGAACAUCACCACUGAUGACAAGUACAAGGAAGCUUGUGAUGGUGACAACAUGUACGUUGACUACAAGAACCUCCCCAAGGUUAUGGAAGUCGGUAAGAACAUCUACGUUGAUGAUGGUAUCCUUACCUUCAAGGUCGUCGAAAUCCACGACAACUACGUUCGUGCUGAAGCCCAAAACGACGGUAAGAUCUGUUCCACCAAGGGUGUCAAUCUCCCCAAGACCAACGUCGAUCUUCCCGCUCUCUCUGAAAAGGAUAAGGCCGAUCUUACCUUCGGUGUUGAAAACGGUGUUGAUAUGAUCUUUGCCUCUUUCAUCCGUCGUGCUCAAGAUGUCAAGGAUAUCCGUCGUGUCCUCGGUGACAAGGGUAAGAACGUCAAGAUCAUCUGUAAGAUUGAAAACCACCAAGGUAUUGAAAACUUUGAUGAAAUCCUCGCUGAAACUGACGGUAUUAUGAUUGCCCGUGGUGAUAUGGGUAUUGAAAUUCCUUGCGAACGUGUCUUUGUCGCCCAAAAGAUGAUGAUCGCCAAGUGUAACUUGAUUGGUAAGCCCGUUGCUUGUGCCACUCAAAUGCUCGAAUCCAUGACCUACAACCCUCGUCCCACUCGUGCCGAAGUCUCUGAUGUCGCCAACGCUGUUCUCGAUGGUGCUGAUCUUGUCAUGCUUUCCGGUGAAACUGCCAAGGGUAACUACCCCAUUGAAGCCGUCACCACCAUGGCCGCCACCUGUCGUCUCGCUGAAGCCGUCAUCUGCCACGCUCCUCUCCAAAGCCAAAUCCGCUCUUUGACUGCUUGCCCCACCGACACCACCGAAACCACCGCUUGUGCUGCCGUCUCUGCUGCUGCCGAACAAAACGCUGGUGCCAUCAUUGUCCUCUCCAAGUCUGGUCACUCUGCUCGUCUCUGCUCCAAGUACAGACCCUCUCAACCCAUCAUCCUUGUCACCCGCGAAGAACAAACUGCCCGUCAAUCUCACCUCCACCGUGGUGUUUUCCCCUUCGUCUACAAGGGUGAAGUCUCCAGCAAGUGGGACGAAGAUGUUGAAUCUCGCAUCAAGUGGGGUAUUCAACAAGGUAAGGAAGCUGGUCUCAUCAAGUCUAACGACCCUAUCGUCAUCGUCCAAGGAUGGAAGGGUGGUCUUGGUAACACCAACACUGUCCGUAUCUUGAUUGCUCCUUAAAUUUAGCAAUUCAACAUUGUAUCAUUUUUCUGUCUUUCAUAUAUUCAUGUCAUUAAUAGAUUAUAAUUAACUUAAUAAAAUCAUAACUGUGCAUAUUUUUCAUGAUCUAUAUAUACAAAGGGGUUUGUUUUCUUUGUCAUUAUUGUUUCUGGAUGAAUCAACGUGGUAUAAUCUCAUUUUAGCUUCAUUUAUAAAGAUAAAAUUUCUACAUUUACAGAAUAUGUGUUCCAUUUGUUUCAUGGAUGAGGAUCUGUGUUGUGUGUAGUACCCACAUUCCAUAUUGAUGAGUAUACACUAUUUUAUUUAAAUAAGCCCCUUUUUGUACAAAGAAAGGCAAGAAAGUGGGUGAGCUUUAGAGUUGUACCUAUUUUACAUUAAUAACAACAUGUAUUCUAAUAAAAAAAAAAAAAAAAAGUGAAUCUUGAGUCACUUUUCUACAAAAAUCUAUUU